Peromyscus californicus insignis is the source of this 4199-nucleotide messenger RNA. It is a transcript of the gene Nacc1, whose product is annotated as nucleus accumbens associated 1. Bases 2 to 1693 code for a protein of 563 amino acids. Gene Ontology annotation, molecular function: DNA-binding transcription factor activity, RNA polymerase II-specific; RNA polymerase II cis-regulatory region sequence-specific DNA binding; protein binding. The transcript is spliced from 6 exons. Gene Ontology annotation, biological process: regulation of transcription by RNA polymerase II. NCBI's taxonomy places the organism in Eukaryota, Metazoa, Chordata, Mammalia, Rodentia, Cricetidae. The record is from RefSeq and is a predicted model, not a curated record.
GAUGUUUACUUUUCCUUCAUACUGUCUGAAUAUAUGUAUCCCAUUGGUGCUGCUGAGGUUGGAACCAGAGACUUUGCCACUGAACUGCCCCAGCAGAAAUUUAUUGCUCACACUCUGGAGGCUGGAAGUUCAAGAUGAAGCUGCUGCCAUGGCGCAGACCCUGCAGAUGGAGAUUCCAAACUUUGGCAACAGCAUCCUUGAGUGCCUCAAUGAGCAGCGGCUGCAGGGACUAUACUGUGACGUGUCAGUGGUGGUUAAGGGCCACGCCUUCAAGGCCCACCGUGCUGUGCUGGCCGCCAGCAGCUCCUACUUCCGGGACCUAUUCAACAGUAGCCGCAGUGCUGUGGUAGAACUGCCAGCCGCUGUGCAGCCACAGUCAUUCCAGCAGAUCCUCACAUUUUGCUAUACAGGCCGGCUGAGCAUGAACAUGGGGGACCAGUUCCUGCUCAUCUACACAGCCGGCUUCCUGCAGAUUCAGGAGAUCAUGGAGAAGGGCACCGAGUUCUUCCUCAAAGUUAGCUCUCCAAGUUGCGACUCCCAGGGCCUGCACCCGGAGGAGGCCCCAUCUUCAGAGCCUCAGAGUCCUGUAGCGCAGACACUGGGCUGGCCAGCCUGUAGCACGCCACUGCCCCUUGUGUCACGAGUCAAGACAGAACAGGAGUUGGACUCUGUGCAGUGCACACCCAUGGCCAAGAGGCUGUGGGAUAGCAGCCAGAAGGAGGCUGGAAGCAGUGGUGGCAACAAUGGCAGCCGCAAGAUGGCCAAGUUCUCCACACCAGACCUAGCCCCUAACCGCAUGCCCCAGCCAGUCUCAGUGGCCACAGCUACAGCAGCAGUGGCUGUGGUUGCAGUGGGGGGAUGUGUGAGUGGACCCAGCAUGUCAGAGCGGACCAGCCCAGGUACCUCCAGUGCCUACACCAGUGACAGCCCUGGCUCCUACCACAAUGAGGAGGACGAAGAAGAAGAUGCAGGUGAAGAGGGUACAGAUGAGCAGUAUCGUCAGAUCUGCAAUAUGUACACCAUGUACAGUAUGUUGAACGUUGGUCAGACAGCUGAGAAGGUAGAGGCCCUCCCUGAGCAGGUGGUCCUCGAGUCUCGAAGUCGAAUCCGGGUGCGACAAGACCUGGCAUCUCUUCCAGCUGAGCUUAUCAACCAGAUUGGCAACCGCUGCCACCCAAAGCUCUAUGAUGAAGGUGACCCCUCCGAGAAGCUGGAGCUCGUGACAGGCACCAAUGUGUACAUCACAAGGGCACAGCUCAUGAACUGCCACGUCAGUGCAGGCACGAGGCACAAGGUCUUGUUGCGGCGGCUCCUGGCUUCUUUCUUUGACAGGAACACGCUGGCCAAUAGCUGUGGCACUGGCAUCCGCUCUUCCACCAAUGACCCUCGACGCAAGCCGCUGGACAGUCGCGUCCUCCAUGCUGUCAAGUACUACUGCCAGAACUUCGCCCCCAACUUCAAGGAGAGCGAGAUGAAUGCCAUUGCAGCUGACAUGUGCACCAAUGCCCGCCGAGUGGUACGUAAAAGCUGGCUGCCCAAGACCAAGCCGCUGCACCUGGUGGAGGGUGAUAGCUACAGCAGCUUCAUCAGCGACACUGGCAAGAUAGAGCCGGACAUGAUGAGCAUGGAACACAGCUUCGAGACAGCCAGCCACGAUGGCGAGGCCGGCCCUUCAGCUGAGGUUCUCCAGUAACAUACGUGUGACACCCCCCUUACAGGAUGUCACACUCCCCUUCCUAUCACACCCCCCCCACCUACCACCCGGUCACAAUCUACUGUCUGUCCCUCUCCAGGACCUGUGAGGGGUACUCCAUGCCCUCUGUCAGGAUGCAAGAGCUGGCAGACCAAAGCCAGGCACUGCACCCAGCAGAGGGUAGCACCUACAGCAGCUUUCUCAGAAACCCUGAGGAAAAGCUGAACAUGAUGGGCAUAGAAUACAGCUUCAGACAGACAGCCCCUCCUGUCACACACAUCCCUACCACCUUAGUCACGAGCUACUGUCUGUCCCUCCCCAGAAUCUGCAGGGGGUGCUGCAUGCUCCCAGCCUCUCUGCCUCCCUGUCAUCCCACACCUUUUCCCCAAAGCAAGCUGGGCUGGGUCAGGAGAGGACAGGCAUCAGGUGGGAUCUGUGACCUUCCUCAACACUCAUGGGGAGCCCUGGUUCCCCUUCCUCUUAGGCAUUUCCCAGCACCAGGCCCGGCUAGGGGAUGGGCAGAGCUCCAGAAGAGCCUGCCCCUCACUGUGGCUGCUUGGGACUCCAUGGGCCCAGGGGUUCUCAGGACCCCUCCCACCACCACCCCCAGUGCUUCCAUGUCUCCAAAAGCGCCUUCCUGUCCCUCUCGUCUGUCCCUGCACCUUGGGGCUGGGGUAGGUGAGGCCAAGAGGGACUGUCCACUUUACAGCUGAGGAAAUAAGCCCAAAAGGCUUAGAGAAAUUCUAAAACUGACCCUCUGUGGCAGCCUCCAUCAUACCCCUCUUAAUCCCUCCCUGCUCUGCCUCUGUGGGCCCCCUCAGCCCACGAGGCUGGUUCUAAGAGAGCAGUGCUCCUGUGGGCAGGCGAGAGUCUCAGGACAGGUUUCCAGUCUGGCAGAAUUUGUGGGUGUGCGUGCGUGUGUGCGUGCGUGCCUGUGUAGAGUGUUUGCUUUUAAAAACAUGAAGAUCAAGAGGCAGCAAGACCGGGGUCGGAACCAGGGAGCAGGCUGGGUGGCUGCUGCCCUUCUCCCAUCCGACCCUGGGCAGGGCUCCCAGCCCCCACCCCCUGUACAUAACUUUUUGAAACAUUUUUUUAGCGAAUGAAAUAUUGAAGUAUAAGAUUUCCUUUUAUUUUUCAAAUCAAUGGGAAUGUGUCUUGAGGUCCCCUGGGUCCCUGGGCUGUGGAAGGCAGGAUGCAGGGAAAACUGAAUGUGUGUGUGUGUGUGUGGAAUGUGGGUGCAUGUUUCCACAGGGGCCCAGUCCCAGUGCCCCAGGGCUCCUGUGGAUCCAACCAGCUUCCUCUCCCCCAGGACUACGGUUAAAGGGUGUUCACAGGUCCCCAGUUGGCUGAGCCCACUCCUGGGGGAUGAGGCAGGGCAGGGUCCACAUCCAUUGUUGGUGGUUUGUGGAGCUUUCUCUGGCCGUUCCUUUCCACUCUAACUCUCCAGGAGCAAGCUCUUGGGUUUCUGAGUUUAAUAUGUGAGCACAGGGUUUUUGUUACCCCCUCCAUUAAUGUCAUUUCACCAUCUCACUGGUUCUGUUCUAGCCCUGACCUCCCUCCCUCUUCCCAACUCUGCAUUCUAGCUGCCUCUUCAGAGGCAGGGGGUUGCAGGAUUGGAGAAGGUGGGAUGGAGCCUUUUGAGUCAGAUCUGGAGACCUGCCUCCAGGCCAGCAGCACCCUCUAAUCUGCCAGGGUCCCUCUUAACAUCUGAUGGUGAGGGUGGGGUGUUGGGUCUGACUUGGCCCCCAGUACCUUAGCCCUGGGUGGCCAAGUGGAGGGGAGUUGACACCCCUAGCUAAAGCACAAGCACCUUAGUCAUACCCCCUCCCUCCACCCUUGCCCUGGCCUGUUGUCCCACCUCCCCCAGCGAAGAUCCCAAAGCACAAUCUCCUGGUAACUUGGCAAGCAGCUGAGCCUGGCCAUGGUGAGGGCAGGCUGUGCUCCCUGCCCAGAAUUAGUAAGGGGGCAGCUCCAUGGGACUGAGAGGUCUUGUAGUAGAGUGGGCAGCAGAGCCCAUUGGUUCCAAGCACCUCAGGAGGUGGCCCUGACUCCCGGGGCUUGGGGUGGGGGAGGUAUAAAGCCAGGGGUGCAGGGGAGAAAACUACUCACUAGGAGAGCCAAAGACAGGGUUGUGCCUUACCUCAGGAGCCACCCCUGCGCCCCUCCUCUGGCGGUCAGCUGCUUGCCCUGCCCUCCUGAGAGCUGCAUGCUCCCCACCCCAAGUACCCAGGAGAGUGACAAAGUAACCCACCUAGCAGGAAAGACAACUAGGGGCAAACCCAGUGGCCACCCUCCCACCCAACCAUGCCUCUCAUGGGGACAGGCCAUCACCCACUGGCCCAUGUGAAGUGCCAAUGCCCUCCCCACCCAGAGCCAAGCCCCCACCCCUCCCAGGCCCACAAGUGAGAUUGCACAUUAACUACUGUACGGAGAGGAGCGGUGUUGGGAAAUGUGAACCCUGAGAGUCAGUGAUGCUGAUAAGAAUAAAGAAGACGCCUUUGUAACA